Molecule: messenger RNA, 2328 nt
Organism: Penicillium cataractarum
Lineage: Eukaryota; Fungi; Ascomycota; Eurotiomycetes; Eurotiales; Aspergillaceae
Gene: triA
Exons: 3
Coding region: 1-2328 (775 amino acids)
Biological process (GO): polynucleotide 5' dephosphorylation; 7-methylguanosine mRNA capping
Cellular component (GO): mRNA capping enzyme complex
Molecular function (GO): polynucleotide 5'-phosphatase activity
Source: RefSeq, a predicted model, not a curated record
AUGGAUUUGCGCACGAUCAUGAACACCGACGGCGGCGCUGCCUCCAAGGCCCCGCAAGCCAGUCAAUCUUCGGGCGCGCCUGAUUCAUCUCUUCAACAUCCGUCGCAACAACAGCAACAGUCGCAGUACGCCGAAUACUCGAACCGUUCCUCACAGCCCUUGCAACACGCCCAACACGCCCAACACGCCUCGCCCGGUCGAUCCGCGUCCUUCGGUCCUGCUCAGUCGCCCUACCAGCAGUUCACCCCAGCACCGCCGCCUCUGAAUACGGCCGUUCAAUCGCAUCCAAGUCAAAGUCCGCAGCAGGUGUCGACCCCAUACGGUUCCGGUGCGCGUGAUCCGUACGGCACGUCGGGCUACAAUUCGCACCCCCAGGCUCCCGCGGGCCCCUUGGCCUCCCCGUACACGCCGCAGCAGCCCAUGAGUGCUGGUCCUCAGCAUUCCGAGCAACAGUCUUAUUUUGCGCAACAGCGGUCAAACUCGUUGCAAUCCGUGAUGACGAACCCGCUUGGGGCGGGUGAAACCUUCCGCCCUCGAGAUAGCCCCCCGUCUGCCUCGCACCCGCCUCCCUCUCAUCAAUUCUCUCCCUCCACACAUCGUUCAAUUCCAGGAACCCCCCUGGGUCCUCCUCCCACUAUCUCCUCUCGUCAAUCCCCUUCCUCCGCACGCCCACGGUCAUCCGGUCGCGACUCUCCGCGGAACAAUUUGUCUAGUCCCUACACCGUGCAUGAAUCUCAAGGACGGAAUGCGAAGCAGACCCAAUCUCCCUCAACUUCACGACAGAUCUCACCUUCCUCUCGCCACUCCGAAUCGGCUCCUCACUUUCCUCCUACCGUCAAACAGGAGCCCUCCGAGAUCUCCAGUCCGAAGGUUACCUCCCGACAGAACAGCACCGCAACUGCGUCUGAUACUGCUGGUACAGCUCCUCGCCGUUCGUCUGAAGAUCAAAAGUGGAACGAGAGCCCCACGGCAGCAUUCCCAUCGGGCCCAGGGUCAGAUAGGCGCGCCUCACCCAUUGCUACCACACAGACACAGAUCACCAGCUCCCCAUCCGCCUCAAGAAGCAGUUCCCAUCCCCUUAAAAUGGAGGUGGAUCCAGGGGCCACAGAUCGCAGCGAGAUUCAACAACCCAAGCCCAAGAGGAGACGGUACAAUGAACCUCCGAUCUAUGCUCAGCGAUCAGUACGAACCAAGGGCAGAUGUCCCGUGAUUCCCAACCCGCAGGCGCCGAUUCCAAAACAUGCACGAGGCUCCGGCCAGGAUCCGUGGGCCUCUCGCAGGCAGUCAUUAGCAUCGACUGCUGGCUCUACGACAACCGCACGCACUGCUCGGACACCUGGGCCAGCGGUGCCUCCACCCAGCACAAAUGGCCCCCCUCCACCUCCUGCUGUCGCUGCUGCUCCUCGCGCGCAGCAACAGGGCUCGCUUGGUCCGUGGGAGCCUUCAAUUACAGGGCUCAUCCCAUUCGAGGAAAUCACUAAGCAGCUUUGCGAUUUCCUGUUCCAGCAUGUGGUGAUGAGGACCGACGUAGGGACUGGUGCUGCGGGCUCGGCUGCUGUAGGACAAGGUGCCCUCAUCGAAAUUGAAGCAAAGUUGGGUCAUGUCAUGGACAUGGAUCGCCGAGAGAGACUAGUGCUGCCAAUUCUCACCGAGGGCGUCAUCAAUCGAGAGUCCCGGUUGCGCACUUCAUUUGAAAGUAACAUGACUGUUGAGCAACAUCGAGCCAUGAAUAACUUUCUCAAUGAGCAAGUCAAAGCAUCGAUGGCCAACGAGUCAUCUCGCAUUCCAAUCUCGUACGCUCAUAAGAAGGAGCGCGAUACAUUCUACGAGAUCUCGCCCCAGGAACUACCACCAGUGAUCCGGCAGAACCUUAACCCUCGCCACAAACCCAAAGUCCGUGUGACCACCGAUGCAAAGACCGGUGAAAUCAUCGCAAAGAUUGUCAAAUGUCGCGUCGCAGACAUUGACGUGUACAGUCCCCGCACAAACGUCGAUUGGCGCGUUUCUGUCAACCUUGAAAUGGAGUACGAUGGCGAUGUCACCCACCUCCCCAUGGUGGACGCCUCCAAGGGUGGCCGCGGCGAGCGCAACAAAGACCGCAUGAGCUACCGACACUUGGCCUACCAAAUCGACCUGACACAAGUGGCAACGGUCGAAGCGCCGACGAAAAACGAUUUUGACCACGAGCUUGAAGUCGAAGUCUCUGCUGACGAAAUCCGACGUCAGGGCCUUCUCGCCGUGGCGGGCGAUCCGUCAAACCAAUAUGAAGAAUUGGUAAAGGGCUUCGUGGAUAAUAUUCGCGUCCUGGCUCGGGCCGUGCCGCCUUGA